This is a messenger RNA of Seminavis robusta, 1733 nucleotides long. The record is from the annotation of a GenBank genome assembly. NCBI's taxonomy places the organism in Eukaryota, Bacillariophyta, Bacillariophyceae, Naviculales, Naviculaceae.
GGUGACCUCCACGUGAUUGAGCGUUUUCGAGUCUUCGGAACAGUUCAAGAACGGUCCUUUUUGUUGACAUUUUCCCGGAAGUCUCGUGGAAGUUUCCCGUUCAUUAAUGACCCCUCACGUCAGUACCAGUACACGUAAGAUGUCAUCGCCCAUUCCUUCGCUCCCACAAUUUCGAAGAUCCUCUUUGCACACCUCAAAAUUUAGCAAACAUCUGACGAGUCAUAAUCACCAUCAUCAUGAACUUUCGCUUCCCAAUUGCUUUGCUGUGGCCCUUGAUUGUCCCUCUCACCGUUGCGGCUGAUGUUGUAACAAAGCAAGUGGAUGGCUCUUCCUUCACACCCCGUGAUCUCCAGGAUCCCGGCGAUUUUGAUACCGUCGUCAUUGGAAGUGAUUCGCAGACGAUCACGGUUACCAUCGACAAGACUGCUGUGAGCGGGUUGGUAACCUACGGAGAGAAGUAUGUGAUUAUCACUCCAUCAGUGUCAGGUUCCGACACUAGAGUUACUUGCACCGCGACCCUUGCGUCUAGCUUGGUCAACAUGCAAUUCUUUCUCCGCAAAUUUCUCCAACCUGACGAAGACCAGAAUGGCAAUGCGCAAGAUUACGACUGUGCUGCCAACGGCGACAAUAACUUUGUUGAACCCGAUGUCGAAUCGUGCUCUGUCACAAACUUUCCAGAUAUUGGACGGGACAUGAUUUUCGGUUAUGUUGCCGUCCUGGACAGCAGUCUCGCCCAGGGAGCCACCUACUCCAUCAACUUUGUUUGCAAUAAAGUCGAGCCCGGGGGUUCCGCUUGCUUUUCAAAAGACAGCACGGUCGACGUUCUCGACAAGGGGUCGACUCCGAUGAAGGACCUUGCCAAUGGUGACACAAUCCUUGUGGGUGGAGGGUCGUAUGAACCAAUCUACUCGUUUGCCCACCUGGACAAGACAAAAUCCGCAACAUUCCUACAGGUCCAUACCAAUGACCAGGAAGACGCCCCUCUUGAAGUUACAGAAGAACACUUGGUACAUGCCAAUGGCAAGUACGUUCCAGCCGGAGAGCUUCAAAUUGGAGAUAUUCUCACUGCCGCCAACAGCAACGAAAAACGAAUCAUUACCAAGCUCGAAAGUAUUGUCAAGACCGGCUUGUAUGCCCCUCUCACGGCUUCUGGAACUCUGAUUGUCAAUGAUGUCACUGCAUCGGCCUAUGUAUCCCUGCAAGGUAGCUCUGUGUCAGGAGGCAACCUGCUUCUUGGUCAUGGCAAAAUCAACAGUGAGAUAUCGUAUCACUUUAUCAGUCACUUGGCGUUGAGCCCGAUUCGAAUGGCAUGCAUGGGGGUAUCUUCCAGCUUUUGCAGCAUGCCCAAUGACGAGGAGGACAAGAGCCAACACGACGGGUAUGCUCCUUUUGUUCGAAUUUGGUUCGAUCUGGUACAGUUGUUCGAAAGCCAAACAUCUACCGCAGUGCAAAUCUUUCUUUUGGCAGCUUUCUUGGGUGUCGUUUCUCCCUUGUAUCUGAUCGAGUCUGUCUUUGGCGCUGCGUUGGCUCCCUCUGCUAUUUUCAUUGUCAUGACUUUUAUUUCCCUUGCUGCCAAUAAACGGCAGACCAGCAAUGAUACCGUCCGAAAGGUCAAGACUGUCUGAGCCCGAUCAGCCAGUGAGACCUCGUAAGUGUACGAUGUACGUCUUUUGGCUACAAGCUACUCAAGAUAGCAUAUUAGAUAAUACAAAUAGCAAUCCAUCAAGUCAAUC